Molecule: messenger RNA, 4144 nt
Organism: Cololabis saira (Pacific saury)
Lineage: Eukaryota; Metazoa; Chordata; Actinopteri; Beloniformes; Belonidae
Gene: vsnl1b
Product: visinin-like 1b
Exons: 4
Coding region: 363-938 (191 amino acids)
Molecular function (GO): calcium ion binding
Source: RefSeq, a predicted model, not a curated record
CACUGCUCUCUCCGCCGGACCACAAUCCUACGCGUGUUUCCUCAUCUCGAUGAAGGACGCGCUUAUAACGCGAUAGCAGCAGCUGGAGGCGCUCGGAGCGGAGAAGCUGCUGCAGAACCAGAACCACAACCACAACCACAACCAGGACCACAACCAGACCCGGCCCAGGGAUCGGUGCCUCAUCUGGAGACAUUUCAUCCGCGGGUCCGAGAGAGAGAGAGGCAAAAAUCUGUUUCUGGCGAGCGCCUUUUUAAUUUUUUUAUUAUAUAUAAAUAUAUAUAUAAUACCAUAUCCCAUCGGAAGGGGGUUUUAAGAGCUGCUGUAUUUCCAAUACACCAUCAAAUAAGCUGCAAUAAGGAAUCAUGGGAAAGCAGAACAGCAAGCUGACUCCGGAGGUGAUGGAGGACCUGGUGAAGAACACGGAGUUCAACGAGCACGAGCUGAAGCAGUGGUACAAGGGCUUCCUGAAGGACUGCCCCACCGGCCGGCUGAACCUGGAGGAGUUCCAGCAGCUCUACGUCAAGUUCUUCCCGUACGGCGACGCCUCCAAGUUCGCCCAGCACGCCUUCAGGACCUUCGACAAGAACAGCGACGGCACCAUCGACUUCCGAGAGUUCAUCUGCGCCCUGUCCAUCACGUCCCGCGGCAGCUUCGAGCAGAAGCUCAACUGGGCCUUCAACAUGUACGACCUGGACGGCGACGGCAAGAUCACCCGGGUGGAGAUGCUGGAGAUAAUCGAGGCUAUCUACAAGAUGGUUGGCACGGUGAUCAUGAUGAAGAUGAACGAGGACGGCCUGACACCGGAGCAGCGGGUGGACAAGAUCUUCAGCAAAAUGGAUAAGAACAACGACGACCAGAUUUCGUUGGACGAGUUCAAGGAGGCGGCGAAGAGCGAUCCGUCCAUCGUGCUCCUGUUGCAGUGUGACAUGCAGAAGUGAGGCGCUCUUGCUCCUCCUCCUCCUCUUCCUCCUGCCACCCCCCCCACCCUCCACGCCUCGAUCAACACACUCUGGACAGCAGCACACGUUUUAUGUCUCAUUAGGUUCUCUGGCAUUUCCACGGGGGAAAAGAAAAAGAAAAAGAAAAAAAAAAGAUCUAAACACGACAACGCUUGGACUAUUUUUCAAUGGACUUGCUUCUUGUGGUCGUUUGCAUGAGAAUGUUAAAAAUGCAGACUCAUUUUGAACAUAGCUAUCAGAUAUCAUAGAUUUCUAUCUCCAGACCUGCCGGUGUGAUUCGUGCACAGUGAACCCUCCACAUCCUACGGAAGAGUAUUAGGGCCAGGCAGGGGAAAAAUAAAAAUAAUAUUUUAGGAGGAGGAAGAUUUUUUUUCACUAUGCACUUCGAGAAAAAAGUCGAAAUGUCGAGAAAAAAGUCGAAAUGUCGAGAAUAAUGUUGAAGUACAAUUUCAAGAAAAAAGUCGAAAUGUUGAGAAAAAAGUUGAAAUGUUGAGAAAAAAGGCGAAAUUUCGACUUUAUUCACGAAAUUUCAACUUUAUUUCGAGAAAAAAGCCAAAAUAUUGAGAAAAAAGUUGAAAUGUGAAGAAUAAUGUUGAAGUACAAUUUCGAAAAAAUUUUUGAGAAAAAAGUCAAAAUUUCGUGAAUAAAGUUGAAAUGUUGAGAAAAAAGGCGAAAUUUCGACUUUAUUCACAAAAUUUAAACUUUAUUUCGAGAAAAAAGCCAAAAUGUUGAGAAAAAAGUUGAAAUGUGAAGAAUAAUGUUGAAGUACAAUUUUGAGAAAAAUGUUUCGACUUUAUUCUUAAAAUUAUAUUUCAACAUUAAUCUCAACAUUUCAACUUUUUUCUCGAAAUUGUAUUUCAUCAUUCAUCUCGACAUUUCAACUUUUUUUCUCGAAGUGCACAAUAAGAAUAAAUCUUCCCCUCUCAAAUAUUCUUUCUUCUGCAUGGCCCUGAUACUCUUCCGUAACAUCCUCAUCCCACCUUAGCUUGUAUAUCGGUGGAGCGCCGCAGUAAACGACGUCCCUGCAGUACUUAGCACCCCCGGUGUUCCCUGCUGCGACCGCCGUGCGCUUCACGUAAUCGUAACCAAACAAUAAUUCCUAUGAUAAUUGUAACUGUCUCUACUAUCCAGACGUGGCGAGCUCUCGGAGACUCGGAAGGCUCCCGUCUGGCCACGGCGUGUCGGCGCCACGGGGCCCAGGAGAGUGGGUUUCUUUGCAUGCAUAUAUUAUGUGUCAGAAAAAAAAAGAAAGAAAAAAAAAGAUAUAAUCUCUAUCCUUUCGCAUCUUUAGGUGGCUAUAAAAGAAAAACCCUCACGCUGACUUCAUUGAGUAUUGUUGCAUGGGCUGUACAGUGUGUGGAUCAUCAGCUCACCUCCAGUAACGUGGGAGCAUUCGUCCCUCCAUUCGAAACACGUUCAUGUGUGACACCUCAGAGUUUUUGGGAAAGGUAAUCGUGUUGCAGGCGUCGGUUUAUCUCCAGGGACGAGCUUCUGCAUAAUCAUUGUAUUGUGUCUGGCGUCGGUGAGUAUUAGGGCCAUGCAGGAGAAAAAAUAUUUGAGAGGGGAAGAUUUUUUUUUAUUGUGGACUUCGAGAAAAAUAAUAUUUGUCUUAUUUCUAGUUAAAAUGUCUCAUUUUUAGUAAAAAAAUCCCAUUACACUUAAAACAAGACUCAUCACUGGAAAAAAACAACAAUUUUCACCUGUUUCAAAUAGAUUUUCCACUCAAAAUAAGUAGAAAAAUUUAGAAGAAAGAUUAGUAGAAAGAUUUUUUGUUUGUAAUGAGAAGAUAGAUCUUUCUCACUGGCAGAUUUUUCUACUUAUUUCAAGUGAAAAUUUACUUGAAACAGGUGAAAAUUGUCAAAUAAGUUAUUUUUCUGGUAAUGUAUCUUGUUUUAAGUGUAAUUAGAUUUUUUUUUACUAAAAAUGAGACAUUUUAACUUGAAAUAAGACAAAUAUUCCUGGUAAGAUUUUGAGUUUUUGCUGUGGGUGAACUCGGUAGGAGCUGAGAAAAAAGUGGAAAUUUCGAGCUUAAUGUUGAAAUACAAUUUCAAGAAUAAAGUCGAAAUUUCGUGAAUAAAGUCGAAAUUUCGAGAAUAAAGUUGAAAUACAUUUCCACUUUUUUCUCGAAAUUGUACUUCAACAUUAUUCUUCACAUUUCACUUUUUUUCGACAUUUCGACUUUUUUCUCGAAGUGCAUAAUGAAAAAAAAUCUUCCUCCUCUAAAAUAUUAUUUUUAUUUUUCUCCUGCCUGGCCCUACUACUCUUCCGUACCUCUGGGAUGAAGGACCAUUGUUCCCUUCUGAUCGCGUUGUACCGCCGCCGCUUCAGAAAGUCCAACGCAGACGUCAUUCGGCAACCCCACCCCACCAAAAAAUUGGCUUCCCUUUUCAGGCUGCUUGUUUGAUUUUGACUUCCAAAAAAAAAGAAAAAAAAAACGUGAAAAAAAAAAAGGAUAACUAACUUUACUCAGUACAUAUCAACAUGUUUACAAAAAUGAAGAGCACUGCAAAAUGAGUACAGUCUUGGCUUUCGACCCGCGUCGCUGGGGGCGCGCUCCCGGGCCGACCUCGCGAGGGGGAGCUCCGUGGCCUCAUAUAUGUUUACUGGAAACACUGCAUUCCUUUGUGUAAAACUUUUUUGUAAAAGGAGAAACUUUUUAUUGAAAGGUCUCAUCUUCUCUAUUCUGUUUGCAGCAACCGUUAAAGAUGCGGGACGCCUCGGGAGAGGUGCUUGAGAAAAAUAAAAAAAAAGCUUUUGAAAGGGCGUUUGGCUGUGAGACGAUAGCGCGAGGCUCUUGCAGAAAUUCUCUUUCAACAGUUUGGACUCCCCGUUUGUUGGCUAUGCAAGCACGGACUGAGAGUUUGCUUGUGGUCCGCUCAUAGCAGCGGAAGUUGCGGAAGCUUUCCAUCGUUUCGUCUGUAACAUAACUGAAAACCAACCCUCACAUUGUAAGUGUCUGCAAUGCUUAAACAUCUCUGUCCAGUCACCAUGUCGGGUUAUUUUGUCUAGUAAAUGUUUAUAUCAAAUAUGAACGAAAAAAAAAAAAAAAAAAAAAUCAUCAUACAAGUGACUGUAUUCUUUUAUACAUGUGGCAUGUGUUGCACCCAAAAAAAGGAAAAAAAAAGAAAAGAAGAAAAAAAUUAUCUGUAGUGAUUAAAAUGAAUAAACCAUCAACGGGCUUUUUC